UUGUAAUACUGAGGCACUGAGUGGCUGCAGCUUCAACUCAAAAUAUCGCUCAACAGCAGGGCAGACCAUAUAUUCUUUUUUUAUAACAUGCAUACAGCAGAACCAGAAUGUUCAGCUCUAUAGAUGUACUGUAGCUUUCGUCUUCUACAAGAACCUCGAACCAAAUCUCUGUUGAAACGGCUCCUAUACCAGGUGGACUCCCUGGUUCAAGAAAGCAGCUCCCCUUUCCAACCACCAUGUGGAGAGGAAUGAGUGGUACCUGUAUCCAGUUAGUCUUGCCAGCAAUAUUCACGUUCUGUUUUAAAAGACUGAAGUUUUCCUGAGUAGAAUUCUGAACGCAGCUUAAAAUGUCCUUCAAAGAUCUGACAGCCAGAGCGGUCUUGUUGUAUGAUGAAUGGCUUAAAGAUGCAGAUCCCAGGGUUGAAGACUGGCCAUUAAUGUCCUCUCCACUCCCACAAACAGUUAUCCUUGGAGCCUACAUCUACUUUGUAACACAUUUUGGGCCAAAACUAAUGGAGAACAGGAAACCACUGAAUUUGAAGCGAGCAAUGAUUGUGUACAAUUUUUCUAUUGUGACCUUUUCAAUUUAUAUGUGUUAUGAAUUCCUUAUGUCUGGCUGGGCCACUGGAUAUUCAUUCCGUUGUGACAUUGUUGAUUACUCCAGGUCACCUCAAGCCCUCAGGAUGGCCUGGACUUGCUGGCUGUUUUACAUUUCAAAGUUUAUUGAAUUAUCAGACACUAUUUUCUUUGUGCUUCGAAAGAAGAACAGCCAAGUAACAUUUCUUCAUGUCUAUCACCACACCAUCAUGUCUUUCACAUGGUGGUUUGGAGUCAAAUUUGCUCCAGGUGGUCUAGGAACAUUUCAUGCUCUUGUAAACUGUAUUGUGCAUAUAAUCAUGUAUACGUACUAUGGUUUAUCUGCACUGGGGCCAUCUUACCAGAAGUAUUUAUGGUGGAAGAAGUACAUGACCACAAUUCAAUUAGUGCAGUUUGUGGUGAUUACUGUCCAUAUCGGGCAGUUCUUCUUCAUGAAAAAUUGCCAGUACCAGUAUCCAGUUUUCCUGUACAUAAUAUGGCUUUAUGGAGUUAGCUUUAUGGUUUUAUUUCUCAACUUCUGGUACUAUGCAUAUACAAAAGGGCAACGAUUGCCAAAGAAUGCUGUGAGCAAGUUGAAGGAGCAGUAAAACAUAGCAAGAACUGGAAGAUACUUGGUUGAUAAUUGAACUUUAGACAAGAAAGAACAUGUAUGACACAAUGUUGGACACCUGUUUACGAUUCUCUGAAAUUGAUUUGAGGCAUGCUACUGUGUAACUGCUAAAUUUGUGAAAUAUAUCAAAUCUGUUCAGAACCUGUUGCCAACUUAGUAAACUUUAACCUUUGUCCUGUUAACAUUUUGUGAUUGGUUCAGCUAAUGACACGUGCUUCUGUCCUUGCCCCUUCUGUCUUUUCUAUUUGUGGAAAAUGAUGUAAGCAAGCCACGUUAUGCUAUGAGUCUGGCCUUGAUGCUGUGCAGAGUUUUGAUUGUGAAUUGCAGCAGUGCAGUAUUAUGCUGCUGCUCAUGUUGUGGAAGCACUGAUACAGUUAGACAAUAUGAUCUUUUACUGUAGCCAUGCAGUGCAAAGCAACGUGAUUAGUAUGAAACCCUUCUCAUUCUUGUUUCACGUGCUUAAACAGGAACGGGAACAGGAACUGGCAGGCCAGGUUCCUAUUUUGAAAUAUCUCUUGUGUCCUGUUUAAUUACAAAUUCAAAGCAGUAGCAUGUUGGCUAAAUCUGUUUCAAUGCACAUGGUUUAUCUGUUGUUCCCUGUUUAGGUCAAAUGAAUAACAUAUAACUGUUCCAAUCAUGAUGCUGGCUGCUCAUUUUUAAGAGGAGUGAAUUUACUACCUUGCACUUUUCUGUAAAAUUCUUGGGCUUUGUGACAGUUUUUCCUUACAAGAAUGUAGUUUAGCCAGCUUUCUUUUAAAAUCAAAACAUAUCUGUAGUAAACAGCUGGUGAGCCAUGUUCUGGAAAUAGUUAAUUGUGGGAAUGCCAAACUCAAUGGAAUCAAUCAUUUUAUAGCUAUCUUCAUUUGUUGGAAAUAGUUCUGCCUUCAAAGGUGUUUUUUUUUUUAAAACUUGCAAUAAAGAUUUUUUUAAAGGUUUCCUCUUUCUCCACCUUUCUGGUGAUGCUUGCAGGUGAGUUUUGCUGUAGGUUAUGUGAAAGACAGAAGAUGGUAUUUAAGGAUAUUAGUAGAAAGUAGUCGAAAUUUAAAUGCGCUUUAUUUUUGAAAUUUCAGGGAUAUCGUAGUUUUUAAAAUGUAAACUUUCAAUUUUGAGGUGAUUUAGCUUGAGAUAGUUAAGCAAAUAUUUGCUUAACAAUUCAAGGAGUAUCUGGAUAUUUCUAUUUUUUCACAAGCGGCUGCAGAUUUUUUCAAAAUUAUCCAUUCUGUACAUGAAACACCUUUUCAGUAAUUGUUUUUCUACACAAUGUCCAAAAGCGUGUCUCUCUGUGUUCCUUCCUUUUUCAGAUGCUCCUUGGCUAUUGUUUGAAUAAACAUUUUAGUACAAGUGACUGGUUACUUUUAUUCCAGACAAGAGAACAGUGAGCACAUCUCUGUCCUUUUUGUAGCAAAAAUGAUUGGAUAAUUUUGUCACUCAAAUAUUGAAAUUUUUCACUAAAGUUCAGAAUGUGCUAUAACACACUUUCUUUGCAUUUUAAAUGCACAGUAAGGUCACCUCUCCUGUGGGAGCUGUUUUAGAUCCCAGGGGGAGGAUCAAAAAUGCCUUUUCUACAUAUAGUGGCCAAAUUGGAAAUUUAUUAAUGAAAACAUUGGUAGAACCACAAACUGAAAAUUCCACAGACUUAGUACUAAAUGGUGACAUUUGAAGAGAAUGGGACAUGGAGAUGUUACUGUUCUAAUAACGGGCUGCCUUAAAAUUUGGAUCAAAUGAAAUGUAUUUCAAGCAGCCUCUGUGUAUUUGUGCUUACUGAUCCAGCACUGUAACUGAUUUGUGUUUUCGAAAUGUGCCAAUGGCGAAGAAAGUUUGCAAAAUGUAUUCCCAACUGACUACAGUAUUCCUAAGUUAGCUUUGUUCUUUAUAGACACUUUGAGCUAUUACGUAGCAUGCUAUAGUUCUGUUUUCAGAGGAGUUGAAUACAGUAUCCAACACAAGUAUUUCAAAAAAACUGGAGUUGAUUUGUUUUAAUAAUCACAUGUUGAAAUUCACAAUAUAAGCACUGGUGUAUUAAUGUGACCUUGAAAAAUGAAGCAUUUCAAAUUUACUUGGUUUAGGUUUGCUUGACCAUUUCUAAACUUAAGUACUUGUUAUCGUUCAAGUUAAUAAACUUGAUUUAAAAUUGUAGGGCAUUACAAAAAAGUAUGAAGCCAUUGGUGGAAAACAAUUGAAGUACAGUAAAAUGUUAAAGAGAACAAAUGAUGGGUCUGGAAAAGUGUACCUUGAUGUUUAUCAGACUGUGUACUCAGUCGCCAUAGCAAAAGAUUGCAUUGUAUCCAAAUUUUAGCAAGUGUUUCUAAAUGAACGGAUGUCUUUUGUAAGUGGUAUUAUUUGCAAAUGUAUUUUAAAAUGAUUUCUAUAU
This is a messenger RNA of Stegostoma tigrinum, 3578 nucleotides long. It is a transcript of the gene elovl7a, whose product is annotated as ELOVL fatty acid elongase 7a. Gene Ontology annotation, biological process: fatty acid elongation, saturated fatty acid; fatty acid elongation, polyunsaturated fatty acid; very long-chain fatty acid biosynthetic process. The coding region runs from base 348 to 1184 and encodes 278 amino acids. Lineage: Eukaryota; Metazoa; Chordata; Chondrichthyes; Orectolobiformes; Stegostomatidae. Gene Ontology annotation, molecular function: fatty acid elongase activity. Gene Ontology annotation, cellular component: endoplasmic reticulum; endoplasmic reticulum membrane. The record is from RefSeq and is a predicted model, not a curated record. The transcript has 10 exons.